CCUGCCCCCGGGACCAGAGUCCUGGGAGCUCCCCCCACCUUGGUCACCACCGACAGUGGACUCAUGCAGGGCAUCCUGGUUCCAGACUCUGAAAUGGAAAUAAGCAGCCACCAUGUCAAGCAGAAAGGCAAAACUCAAGACCACCAAGAACCACCCUCAGAGUGCAGUAUCCAGUGUGUUUCCCAUGUUUGACCAGUCACAGAUUCAGGAGUUCAGAGAGGCCUUCAACAUGAUUGGUCAGAACCAAAAUGGUUUCAUCAGCAAGGAAGAUUUGCAUGACAUGCUUGCUUCUCUGGGAAAGAAUCCAGCGGGUGCAUACCUUGAGGCUAUGAUGAAUGAGGUUCCAGGGUCCAUACAUUUUACCAUGUUCCUCACUGUGUUUGGUGAGAAGUUAAAUGGCACAGACCCAGAGGAUGUCAUCCAAAAUGCUUUUGCGUGCUUUGAUGAAGAAGCAACAGGCACCACCCAGAAGGAUUACCUGAGAGAGCUGCUGACAGCCAUCGGGGAUUGGUUUACAGAUGAGGAAGUAGAUGAGCUGUACUGAGAAGUGCUGAUCAACAAAAUGGGGACUUUUAACUACAUUGAGUUCACAUGCAUCCUUAAACAUGGAGCAGAGGACAAGGAUGACUGAAAGAACU
Choloepus didactylus (southern two-toed sloth) is the source of this 638-nucleotide messenger RNA. RefSeq names its product myosin regulatory light chain 12B-like. Lineage: Eukaryota; Metazoa; Chordata; Mammalia; Pilosa; Megalonychidae. The record is from RefSeq and is a predicted model, not a curated record. The coding region runs from base 113 to 544 and encodes 143 amino acids. The transcript has a single exon. Gene Ontology annotation, molecular function: calcium ion binding. Gene Ontology annotation, cellular component: cytoplasm.